AUGGUGGAUCUAGGUGGUGGCCAGCUAGGGCAGGCUGCUGUGUUAGUUUUAACUUUAGGUUUCACUGACCUAGGGUUACGGGCUGGAACAUGGGAGGAGAAGAGUUUGAAUAAAUGGGCAACUGAUAGGAUUAAGGAGUUGCUUGUGUCUAUGGGGUCCCUGGAGUUCUCUGGUGGCCAAGCUGAAGUAUCAGAAGUGACUAAAUGCUCUGGAGAUACAUUCUUGGUCACUGUACAAAACAAAAACCGAGUUGGCUAUACCUAUGAGCUGACAUUAAAAGUGAAAGGAGAAUGGCUUGUUGGAGGGGGGAAGAAGAAGGUCAAAGGCCACAUAAAUGUAUUCGAGUUCUCCUUGGGCGAACUGGAUGAUUUGCAGAUUGACGUAAAAUUAGGUGAAGAUAAAGAUCUCUCACAACAAGUUAAUCAAAAGAUAAAUUUAAAU
Molecule: messenger RNA, 441 nt
Organism: Olea europaea var. sylvestris
Lineage: Eukaryota; Viridiplantae; Streptophyta; Magnoliopsida; Lamiales; Oleaceae
Exons: 8
Biological process (GO): positive regulation of ATP-dependent activity; protein folding
Cellular component (GO): cytosol
Molecular function (GO): protein-folding chaperone binding; ATPase activator activity
Source: RefSeq, a predicted model, not a curated record